GUAGGUGCUGUCCCGUUAGUUAUAAGAGCGAAAACUCGCAGGAAGACGGGAGCGAGAGAAAAAGAGAACUGACGCAGCACCUGUGACCACGACCACAGCAAGGCUCCCGCAUCUCCGCCGCCGGUCUGAUCCGCAUCCGCGACGGCCGCUUGAUGUCCCUGUCCCCGUUGAGCGGCCACUACCGCCCGCCGACCAGCAACUUCCGCGCCUUCGUCAGGUCGCUCAAAGAGGCCGGCGUCGACAUGAGCCACAUGAGCGUGAGCAAGAGCUACGCCGUGCUCGUCGGCCUGGAGACGUACGUCAAGGUGCGCAAGAAGGCCAAGGACAUCGUCGACAAGGUCAAGCACCACGGGAAGGCGGAGCCACAGGAGGACAUCCUGGCGGUGCCGCGGAGCAGGAAGACGACGUCGACGUCGAUGUCGACGCUGGCGGACGAGGCUGAACUCGCGCACACGCAAAUGACCCCUUCCCGUCCCGCCGGGGCCAGCCCAUGUCCGCGUACAGGGCUGGAAACGGCCGAGAACGACGACGGGCCACAGCCAGCGCUGUCCCCAGUCCCCGAACACGAGAGCCCAGAACAGAACGACGAACAACAACACAAAAGAGAAAAAGAAAGCGAGGAGGAGAAGAUGCGCGAGGAAAACAGACUCGCUGUCGAGGUCGUGCAAAAGCUGGGCCUCGGCACCGGCCUGCCUGAGCCCAAGGGGCAAAAAGGGGGUUGACACUGGCCCGCCGAGCCACGUCUCUUGCCCGGAUGGAUGUCGUUCCAUAGAACUGCUCACAGCCUCCAGUGCCUCACUGCUCCCUGCUUGGGUUGGUUCAUAGCCCCGAUUCACAUUCAAAGCUGCUUGAUAUAUGAUGUUGAGAUACCUCCCCUCUGCUCAUCGGUAGUCCGGACACUCGUUUCCAGUCGAAGCUUGCAGGUCGCACCAACACCCUUUUCGCGAACCUGCUCCCGCUGAAUGUCUCACUCG
Thermothielavioides terrestris NRRL 8126 is the source of this 974-nucleotide messenger RNA. RefSeq lists its product as uncharacterized. The transcript has a single exon. Bases 153 to 722 code for a protein of 189 amino acids. The record is from RefSeq and is a predicted model, not a curated record. Lineage: Eukaryota; Fungi; Ascomycota; Sordariomycetes; Sordariales; Chaetomiaceae.